UCACAAGGAGAAGUCAGUCUUCUUUUACGCUCAAGUUCGUCUGAGUGGGCUUUGACCACGAGGAAGCAAAGUUUUGAGCUUCGAAUUCACUUCGAUGUUCCUCCCCAAGAGUUGAUCGCAAAAAGCCUCGAGUUUGCCUUCAAACUCAAAAUCGAAACAUCUGGCACGUGGCAUUCAUGCAUUCGAUUGGUCAGACAUACCACGUGUCCUACCAUUACAACCAAUCACACACUACAGUUAGUGUAUGACGUAGGUCCCAUCAGCCUCUGCGUGUUUCGUAAUUCAAUUGCCUACUUGUCUUAGUUACUCAUUUCUAGUUCACGUUGCGUAACAUUGUCCUUUCUCUUACGUAAUCAAAGUACGUAAGUUUCGCUCUAAGACUUGUCUGUUACGACGAUAACACCUCGUGGCUACAUCUCACCCCGCCUUACGUCACCGUCAUGACGUGAACGGCCACGUGACUAUCUGACUCUUCCAGACUCACAUUCUGUCUGCAUCGUGCCCAAACCCAGAUGCAGUGCCGUAUGUUGCGUAACAUUUUCCUUUCUCUAACGUAAUCAAAGUAUGUAUGUUUCGCUCUAAGACUUGUCUGUUACGACGAUAACACCUCGUGGCUACAUCUCACCCCCGCCUUACGUCACCGUCAUGACGUGAACGGCCACGUGACUAUCUGACUUCCAGGCUCCCAUUCUGUCUGCGUCGUGCUAGUUUGAGUACACUUUUUUUCAUUUCAUUCACAAUGAGUUUCUCUGUGAUACUGCGGGAUUUAGAUGAAGAAAAGGAGAGGGCAAUUCGUCAGCUGUUUGAAAGAAAUGGCUGGUCCUAUAAUGCUGAACGACUCCCACACCAAACUUCGAGAAAACGAGGAAGAUACCCAGUGAAUAAGGAUACGCGGGAUGGCGAUGUACUGGCCAUUGAGGGUGGAGAAACUUUGCCCCCCGGACCAGGUGCGGCACCUGAAUCAGAGAGCUUAGAUAUACAUCUAAGCUCUCUGGCUGAAUGUCCACACUGCUUCCAAGCACCUUGCAUAACAUCAGGAGCUCGCGACGUAGAGUUCAUCGGGAAGGGACAGGCGGCUUGUCCUCAAAAUCGAGGUAUUCGGAAUAGGAUCUACACAAGGUAUUGGAAAAUGCUAGACUUUGUUGGACUCUGGAAGGACAAGAGAUACCUAGUUAGAAAAACCGCUUUGGCAGAAGGUGAAUGGGUGCUGUGCCACAGGCGUGAAGUGAUGCCCACUUGCGUCGUUCAAAAAGUUAGAACACUGUACCCAAACCCAGAUGGAGUGCCGUAUGUCGGUCAUCAAUGGGAAUAAAAAAAAACUAAACGAGAGGAAUAAAAACUAAGUUUAAAAAUUCCAUUGCCUUUUUGUUUGUGUUAUUUGGGUUGUUUGCCUUUGUCUCCUUUCCUGUCCUCUCUCUCACAAGGGAGAACACACAAACAAAACCAGGGGUGCUAAACUGGUCCUAACCAUUUUGAUUAUACAAGUCUUAUCCAAGUCCAGUUCUCGGUUUUGUGGACUCAGGAAGACGCAAGCACCGAUGACCUCCACAAUGGUCGGGUUAGAUAAGAAGAGAAAAGAUC
Messenger RNA from Pomacea canaliculata, 1581 nucleotides. RefSeq lists its product as uncharacterized. The record is from RefSeq and is a predicted model, not a curated record. Bases 740 to 1312 code for a protein of 190 amino acids. The transcript is spliced from 2 exons. Lineage: Eukaryota; Metazoa; Mollusca; Gastropoda; Architaenioglossa; Ampullariidae.